Aplysia californica (California sea hare) is the source of this 8488-nucleotide messenger RNA. RefSeq names its product serine/threonine-protein phosphatase 4 regulatory subunit 3A. Gene Ontology annotation, cellular component: nucleoplasm; protein phosphatase 4 complex. The record is from RefSeq and is a predicted model, not a curated record. The transcript has 17 exons. Gene Ontology annotation, biological process: protein dephosphorylation; DNA damage response. Gene Ontology annotation, molecular function: protein phosphatase activator activity. NCBI's taxonomy places the organism in Eukaryota, Metazoa, Mollusca, Gastropoda, Aplysiida, Aplysiidae. Bases 349 to 3087 code for a protein of 912 amino acids.
AUUAUCAAUCAUUCAAUAUGGCGGCUAUGUAGUGUCGCUAGCAAUGUUGACAACGCCAACGUUUUAUCGUUAUUAUUCGCUUUAGAAAAUGAAAAAUCACACAAUGCUUUCAUCGAAUAACAUUUUCCACUAGGCAGUGUUAACAUCGACAGUUAACAACUGCUUUAGUGGAUGGACAAAACGGAAUGAAGCAUUUUUGGGGUCCCAUCACGUAUCGAAGACCAGUGUUUUGGUUUUGAGCAAACGAGCGCCUCCUGUGCCGCCUCAAGGGUACCGCAGGAGUAAGGAUACAAUCGCUCCUUUGUUUCAGUACGUUGUGUUCGGAAAGUAACUGGGCAUUUUGUAACGAUGGCUGAUACCAGAAGGAGGGUGAAACUCUACAUGCUGAACGAAGAUCGUCAGUGGGACGACCGAGGAACUGGGCAUGUUUCUUCAGCUUAUGUGGAGAGGUUACGAGGGAUGUCUCUCUUGGUCCGGUCAGAGACUGAUGGCUCAAUAUUGUUGGAAUCAAAGAUACAGCAGGACACAGCGUACCAAAAACAGCAGGAAACCCUGAUUGUGUGGUCUGAGGCUGACAACUAUGAUUUGGCCCUGAGCUUUCAAGAAAAAGCUGGUUGUGAUGAAAUAUGGGAAAAAAUUUGCACAGUGCAAGGUAAAGAUCCAAGCGUUGACAUAACUCAAGAUGUAGUGGAAGAAUCUGAGGAUGAAAGGUUUGAUGACAUGCCUGAUGCUGCCCCACCCAUUGAGUUGCCUCCAUGUGAAUCCAGCAGAUUAGAAGAAAUUGCAGAGUUGUUUUCCUCGGUGUUGCCAUCUCCAAUUCGUCGGGAGAAACUAGCAGUUGCCAUAGAGGCUGAGGGAUACAUUCGGAAACUGGUGGACCUUUUUCAUAUGUGUGAGGACUUGGAAAAUGUGGACGGCCUGCAUCAUUUGUAUGAAAUUUUUAAGAACAUAUUUCUUCUGAAUAAGAAUGCAUUGUUUGAGAUCAUGUUCUCGGAUGAUAUUAUAUUUGAUGUCAUUGGUAUCUUGGAGUAUGACCCCACCUCACCAGUGCCAGUCAAACACAGAGAGUACCUGCGCAACACGGCCAAGUUCAAAGAGGUUGUACCCAUGACCAAUUCAGAGUUGGAAACGAAAAUUCAUCAGACCUAUCGAGUACAGUACAUCCAAGACGUAAUCCUACCCACACCAUCUGUGUUUGAAGAAAAUUUGUUGUCUUCGCUCACGUCCUUCAUUUUCUUUAACAAAGUGGAAAUUGUCAGUAUGAUACAGGAUGAUGUAAAGUUUUUAACCACGCUCUUCACCCAAUUGACGGGGGAAGAAACAGAUGAUAAUCAUCGCAGGGAUCUCGUGUUAUUCCUCAAAGAGUUCUGUACAUUUUCACAAACAUUGCAACAGCCAAAUAGAGAGUCGUUUUUCAAGACAUUAUCGAAUCUGGGAAUACUGACAUCAAUAGAAAUCAUUCUGGGUACUGAUGAUGAGAAAAUGAAGAAUGCUGCCAUUGACAUAUUUUCCUUCAUUGUUGAAUUCAGUCCGUCCAUGGUGCGAGAGUUCAUUCUCAAUGAGAGCAUUAGUGUGGAUGAUGAGGAUCUUCUGAUCAACUUAGUCAUUGAGCAGAUGAUCAAUGACUCGGAUCCAGAGCUGGGCGGAGCUGUUCAAUUGAUAGGCAUCUUGAGGCUUCUUCUAGAUCCGGAAAACAUGUUAGCAACUGCCAGUAAAACUGAAAAAUCAGAAUUCCUUAGCUUUUUCUACAAGCACAGUAUGCAUGUGUUGACAGCGCCACUGUUUGCAAACACUGCAGACAACAAACCAAGCAGAGAUGACUACCAGAGUGCCCAGUUGCUGGGGCUCAUACUGGAGCUGUUGACGUUCUGCGUGGAGCAUCAUACCUACCACAUAAAGAACUACGUCAUCAAUAAGGAUGUGUUGCGGCGAGUGCUGGUCUUAUUGAAGUCUCGGCACUCCUUCCUUGUACUUUGUGCCUUAAGGUUUUGUCGGAAAAUUGUCGGAUUGAAAGAAGAUUUCUACAAUCGUUACAUCAUCAAUGAGAACUUGUUUCGGCCCAUCGUUGAUGCUUUCCUGGCAAACGGUGAUAGGUAUAACCUGAUCAAUUCUGCCAUGAUUGAACUCUUUGAGUUCAUCACAUCGGAGGACAUCAAAUUAUUGAGAACCUACAUCGUUGAAACUUUCCAGAAGGAGUUAGAGGGAAUCAAAUAUGUCAAAACAUUCGAAACUUUGAAACUGAGAUACGAACAGCAGAGAGAAAAGAACAGAGACAAACAUCCGUUCGAAAGCCAUGCAGCUUCAAUAGUGCGCAACAAUCGCUUCCGUCGAGAUGCAAGAGCCCCUGAUGAGGAUGAGGAAAUGUGGUUCAGUCAAGACGACGAGAAUGAAGACAAUGACAGUGCUCCUCAGGUAUCAGAGCUCUUGAAGAGCAAGAUGGAGUCCGACCUGGAUCACAUACACAAGCUGUGGGAGAAUAAAAAAGCAAAAGAAAACCAGUCAGAAGACAGCCCGCCGCGGCUCCUGACUGGCACCAAGUCCUCCAUCAACAUCAGCAUCAAGACUGGCAGCAAUUCUUCCCUCUCCUCCCUGCUGAGCAUGCCCGACUCCCCAGGAUCCCCUGGCUCCCCGCCCAUUUUGGGCUCCCCCGAGUCUCCCAGCAGCCCCCCGAGCUCAUCCCCACACUCCCCGGGCCGCCUGGCCCCGACCCCGCACACCUCCCCCAACAGCAACAGCAACAACCUGACGGUGGUGGCCGGCAGCAAGGCCGCCUCGGGGGCCAACAACAGCACUGCGGCGGACGCUGGAGCAGCAGCAGCAGCAAGCAAUACAGAGGCGGCCACCGGGGGAAACGGCAGCGCGGUCAUGGGGGGCACUGUCAGCACCACCAUGACGGGCGGCGCGGCCUCGAGAGUCGCGGCCACAGUGGACGCAGUGACCUCGUCUGUGACCAAUGUCGUCACCACUAAAACGCCUGGUCUAAAAGGAUUAGUGGACUAUCCAGAUGAAGAUUCAGAAGAAGAAGAAAUGGAGGAAGAGGAAGAUGUGAUAGCACCAUCUCCGAAGCGGCCAAGAGUGGGGACAUAACAGAAGCUUAUGAGGCUCCAUGCUCACGGUUCAUCCCUCAUACCUCCAUCAAAAUUUUAUCCUUCACAAAAGCCAUGUUUUAGGAUGGCGGGCCGAGGUAUAUGAUCUUGACCUCCUCCUACUCCCACAUACACCCCCUCCCUCCCCCCUGCCUCGCCCCUCCUCCCAACAUGGUCACACACUGACCUUCCCAUUGUGCAGACUGCUAGUGAUAUCUCACUGUCUUUGAGUGUGGACUUGUGUGUUUGAAGGCAGUUUACGACCUCACCAAGCAUCGUGUGUGAGAGGGAAGGGAUGAUUGUCUAGGUUUAAAUGUUGUGUCUCUGGAGCAGUCAAAAUGAUGACCAUCUCACGGAAAAUUACUUUGACGAACUUUGAAAAGGUAUCCUGUAAUGUCUUAGGAGAUUUAAAAGAAAAGACCUAAUGGCCUUGAUGAUCGGUUGAACACAGAGUUGGUGGCAGCUCACAGCUACGCUAACGAGUCACUACACAAACUGAGAUUGCCGGUGUUGAACAUUUCGUCUCCGAUCUUCGCUAAGGGAAUGAGCCAUCCAGCACCAUGUGCCUCAUUUUGACUGCCCAUCGGACAGAUGUUAUAGCCAUCAUUGUUUCCAUUAAUGACGAUCUUCAGUACCUUCUUGCAAUUUUGCAGUCUACGUAGUCAGGAGGUAGGGUGGGUGGGGGGGAUAGUUCGAAUGCAAGAGGAAUGCAAUGGUCAAAGGAUGUGAAAGUCAGUGCUGUACUUCACUGUUGAACAUUUCUAAUCAGUUGAUUUGUGAGGUUCAAGUUUAUUCGCCAGUUUUAAAAAAUCUACAGUGGGUGCGAGUGGAAAGUAUGUUGCUGUAUACUGAGACUGAGUUUAAUGUUGCAACCCCAAGAUUGUGUAAGAAUUAUCUUCCAGAGUACAGUUCCUUAAGACGUUUUGUUGGAUAGUGUUCUGUUCUGUUGCUUGUUUAUGAUUGACGUGAGCGGCAUGUUCAUUUGUUUGGGAAUGGGUUUGGGGGUGUUUUUGUACGAAAGUUACCUUGUAAAUAUGUCAUAAUACUGCAGAGAAUGGACAGAUUCAGGGAUUAUUAUAUUUCAUAAUAAGUUUGUGGUCAUUCUGUCAGGUCCUCGUGCUUGUGCUAGUGGUACCCGUGUAUGGUUGCUGCUGUUCCUCUCAGUUUGUCAUGAUUUUGCCCUCCUCGUUUGUCUGUUCUCAAGUAACUGGACAUGAGCACACGCAUCUCAUUUGUCUAUAUCUUUUCCCUGUGCAGUUGUGUGCUUCAAACAGUGAAGUCUGCAAGUAAUGAGUAAGCCUUGUAUUGUAGAAAGUGAGUUUGCUAUGUAAAGCUGGCCGAAUGUCAAUGUGCCACAAAAGUAACCAAGAGAUCGUGUACAUUCUAAUGAUUGGCUGCACACAGAAAUAUCACCUUGUACAUUUGAUGAGAAAAGACUCUUAUGGAGUUUUUGGUCAUAAAGUGUUGAUUGAUUUUUACAAUUUUUCAUAAGCAUUGCCUCUUUUUGAUUGUCUUUGUUUCAAUUUGUUAUGAGACGUGUUUUGAUUGAAAGGGAACAGGUGUUUUCACCUUACUUUCAUAUCUGCGCUAGCUGAAGCGUAGUUAUGUGAACUGGUUGAUGCACUUUGGCACACGCUUCAUCUUUUGUCUUGCGGUUUUUUGAAAGAAGCAAAGAAUACAUUAUAUGGAAAGAGUGAGAGAGGAGAAAUGUAUGCUCUUGUUUGUCUUGACAAGAUCCUUCCCCCUCCCACCCACCCUGUGGCUCACAAAUUGUGUUGUUUGUGUGUCGGGUGGUGUAGACCUAGGCAGGAGAACACAACAGCUAGGACAUAGACAUGCUAAUCGUUUUGGAUUCAGUUCUGAUUCUUUUGCCUUUUAGCAUGAUUUGAAGAAAGCGUUUUUUGUUUUUUUUGGUGAAAUCUCGAAUGCUGAUAUGUAGGAAUGAAAGCAAGAAAUUAUUUGAUUACUUUUUUUCUCCACCGCAGCAGAUGCUGGGGCAUGGGGCAACACCAUCUGCUCUGUAACUGUCCCAUCUUAACUACUAAUUGUAUAGCGAUUAUUUUACCAAUCUUUUUUUUGUGAAAAUCAAAAUGGCCCAAGAACGGUCUUCUUGGGGAAAGAGAUUUACCUCGGUUUAUCAUGGGACACAGUGGCACACAGCCACCUGGACGAGAUGUCUUGAACAAUGGAAGUAUCUAAAAAAGAUUGAUGUUAAAAGCCCGUCUAAAGGGUUUGUUUCAGUUUCUCAUUUUGUUGAUAAGGAGUCUUGUUCGGACCGCUAGUCUUUUUCACUUACUGGGUAUUAUAUACCAAUGACCUGAGUUACAUUUGUUUCUCAGUUUUAGGAACUGUGAAGGUCAUCGGUUAGAGGAUUUCAGAAAAAGGGAAAGAAACUGAUCUGUAGGUUUUAUUGAUGUUGGAAGUCAUCGUCUCUUUUUGUAUGUCUCAUUAUUCUAAAGAGUUAUUAUGAACGUCAAUGGUUCUAUGGUUUAUUUUAAGUGAGAAGUUAUUUGGAGUCUUGGAGACAUAUUAUGUUAGAUGUGUCAAGAUAAGUUCCAUCUGUAGAUGACAGGCAUUGCUCAAUGAAAGACAGUCUUUGUUCUGUAACAACUCUUAGUCUUGGUACAAGAUUAUCGGGGAAGAAAACUAAUGUUUAGGAGUUUUGUCUUUGUCAUUUUGCUGCAAUUUCCAGAAUUUGAAAACUUAGAUAGUUUUCACAUGUCAAAGUUGUUAAAUUUGACAGGUUGAAUUCACAGGGAGGCACAGAAAAGAGGAGAUUGUUUGGCUUUUUCGAUACGCAGCCUUGUUGUUGGGUUUGAUUGUUUGCUCUGUAUAACCAUGUCUGUGAGGGGAAACGACUGAGAUGGUUAACCAGAGGAUCGUCAUCUCUCAAGGGACUUAGUCUGAAAGUGAUGGAGCCUUUCACUGGAAAGACACAAGAUUACAAAGUAUCACUUCUUUACUUUGUUGAGUUAAAAAAGGAGAAUAAUUAUUGGCCGAAACUUUGUGCCAUUAUAGUGUUACAUUUUGUGCCUUGUUUGUCAUCUGCAGGUUUGCUAGAAAAUUGUAUGCAGUCAAGAAUCUGCUGGUAGCAUGCCUAGAUAAAUAAUUAUUGACCAGUUGAGGGAAAAAUGUACUUGUAUCAGAGUACAGUAACAAGGGUACUAGUUGUCCUGUUUUGUAAGUGUAGAGUCUAUAUAUAUGUUACUUGAAGGUGUACUUUUUAGUAGUGCUAGUAUUACUCUGAAGAUCUGUCUCCCUGAUUUUUGGAGCAAAGUCAAUGAGGUGAAUUUCGAUAUAAGCUUAUUUUACAUCGCAGUCCUACCAACGAAAAAAAAUCUUGAUUAUGUCAUUUUGUUUUUAACACUGGGAAGUUUAGCUCUGUAGGUGUUCUCAGGUGACCAAAGGCAUUGUUUUUAUUUAUUUAUUAAAUUAUUUUUUUUGGUAAACCAAAUCAUAGUUUUUUUUUCAUUUAGAGGUGCUGUGUUGCAAUUUGUAGGUGCAUCUAAAAAAAAGUAGCAAACUUUGUGGAUGGUUGUAAGCAAUUGUUAUGUUGAGUUGGGCAUUGUAUAAAAAAUAUUUUUUUAUAUACUGAUUAUGUCAAAGAGUUGUUUUUUUAAUAGUUUUUUUUAAAAAAGGAUUGUACAUGAUAAAGUAGACGGACAAAUUUAUAAAAGAACUUUGUCCAACUAGAAAAGAAAUUGAAGGCACAAUGUGUAAUUUUUUCCCUUUUUUCUCACAUCUUUAUCUUGAAAGUUAUUCAGUAUUUUUGUAAAAUAUGAUGGAAUGGCAAGAUUCCAGAGAGAAACCUAAAGAGUGUGUUGUGGGGGUCAUUGUUUAUGAACGAGAGUGGGGCGGUCAUAGAUCUCAAGUGUAACGACAGUGAAAGAGGAGUCAGUGGGGAAAGUCAAAGUUUUUUGUACCAGUUUAACCCUAUCCGUACGCCCUGGGGUCAUUUUCUUCACAUUUUAGAAUACUUCUAGUAUGAAGAUCUCUUUGAAACUUUUGGUAUUUAUCUAAAAAUCAUUUUGACAGACUGCUAUGCAAAACGUACGGAUCGGAUUGAGUAAAUUUUCUCUGUUGAAAGUGGUGGCACAGAGUUCCCAAUGUCAUAUGGAUUCAAUAGUAAAACACGACGUAUGGAUAGGGUUAAAGUAAAGGAUAGUGUUGUGGCAUAGUGGAAUCAGGUGCUCGUCAAGUUAUUAAUGUCAUCUUAAACCUUCUUAAAAUAACUAUGUGUCUUGAAUUGAAGUUGAGAUAUUUAUGAUUCAAGGAUGUAGGGUUGCCUAAUGUCAAGAGAUAAAAAUUGAUGAAAAAAGUGACUGCCAAAGUUUGGUCACUUACAAAGUUUGAGUGUCCUUGGAAACAAAAAAUUUACUUUUUUUUUUGGGUGCCGUUCAUAAAAACCGGAGAAAAAUUGCAGAAAGGGCGGAAAGUCGAGUCUCUUUGAUUCCUUUAUUUUGGUGAGCGUCUGAUUUCACUAUGAUGCCUCACAAAACUUGGAAUGAUCUGGUGCCCUUCUUCUUAUCACCAGUUUCUGAAGGAAAACUCCUGCACAACAGUAGUUCAAUAUACGAGACGGAAAUUGCUUUGUAAAUUGAAAAUUCUUGCACCUUCAGAAACCUUGUUGUUGGCAUCUAUCCUGACCUAUUUAUUGUUGGUUGUAUUAUUGUUUGAAUUUUUACAAUUCUAGAACCAAAUUCUCGAGUUUCUUGUCGCUGUGGGUUUUUUCCUCUCUGUUUUUUCUUGAGCGUUUUAUACAUUCGCAUUGCCGUUUUUGUGCGUUGACAAUGUCUAAUGUGUUCAAGCCAGGUCUCUGCUACUGCUGCUAAAUCCCCAACAAUGGGAUGGAAAAGAAAAGUUUCUAUUUUUAGAAAAGAACUCCCCGUGUGCAUGUAUGUGAGCCACUUGUUCGGGUUAUGUUGAGAGCUUGCAUAUAUUGUUACUGUUCAGUUAUUGUCUGUGAAAAUGUAUGAUGAGUUCAUGUAUUAUAUUCUCAUUCAUGCUUACAAAAAAAAAAAGCUAUGGGUAGGGGGGGGGGGGGAGGGGGAAACAAUCAUCUUCACCAGCUGUUUCAUUGCAGGCGAGAGGAUAUCAUUUGUGCUUGUUGACUAUGGUUUGUUUAUUACUGUGCACGUGUAUGGGUUAGGGUGCGCGUGCGUGUCUGUGUAUGUGUUUGAGAGAGUGUGUGUGCGUGCAUGUGUGUACGUGUGUGUGUGUGUGUGUUUUGAUUGGUUGGCAGCCUGACAGAGUGAGUGGGAGUGUGAUGUUGGAGGGGUUUGUCUGCUUCUGGAUCAAACUCUCUCAACCUGUGAAACUGGCUGGGAAAAAAAUCACGUGUGUUUUAAAAGAGUCCAUUGUGUAAAAAGAUCUGUUGUAAUAAAUCGUCUUUUAUGAACUGA